UGUUACUUCAAGGAAAAACUGAACAAGUACAGUGACAAGUGGUUGCAUGCUCUUGCUGCUGGCCACAGGCUAGAUUUGUACUUAGAGAAGAGUACAAACUCCACAACCAUGUGUGGCCCCUGGUGGUCUUUUCUCCUGAUGUCACACCUUGUUGAUGUCAACGAUGUUGUCACCUUCAAGUUACCUACUGAAGAUGACAAUGAAGAUGUGAUUUCUGAUGAAGAUGCAGAAGUUAUGGAGUAUGAAGAAGAGGCUGGUGAUGGCAUCUUCGAAGUAACUGUUGCAGAUCCUGAUGGAAACCAAAAACCCUUCUAUCUUAUGAAUGGACCAAUUUAUGUGCCUGAAGAGAUCAGAUGCACACUUUACAAGACAGUUUUCACAAACAUGCAUGCUGUUGGUGAAGCAGACAUGACUGAGAUAGUCUGGGAAAUGUACAAGGAUGCCUCAAAAGAUGUGGACUCAAUUGAUGAGCUUCAGUACUUUGUUCACAGAGUUGAUGCAGUUGAUUGUAGAUCAAAAAGUUUGGCACUGCCAGAGAACCUUGUCCAUGGUUACAAUUACCCAAAGAGGGGAAUUGCAAGAGUUUCUAGCAGGACUGUGAGUGAAGACAUUGCUGGGCAUUACUUCAUUCAAACUGGGGUCCUGGGCAGGCUGGUCGUCUGGCUGAAUGAAGAAGACUUGGAAAAAUUCUGUGAGGCCAACUCCAUAGUUAAAGGCUCACUUCUUCUGAUCAGGGUUGAUAUGAUGCAAGACUACAUUGGUGUCUCUGUCCACAAGAUAGAAGACAUAUAAUAGGCUGAUUCAAGCUGGUUGCUGACUGAAGAUGCUUUAGUUUAUGUUGGUGCUUUUGACUGUAGUUUGUGCAGUAUGUAAUUACUGUUAGUUUGUGGAAGACAUAUGGCUGGUGGUUACUUUUGUUGAUGUGCUGCAAUGGCACACAUCUUGUUGUUGGCUUAUGUUGAUGUGCUGCUAUGGAACACAUCUUGUUGGUGUUUACUUUUGUUGAUGUGCUGCUUAUGUAAGACUACUGUCAUUAUGUUGUCCAGUCUUUGUAUGACCUGAUGAUGGCA
Molecule: messenger RNA, 1070 nt
Organism: Lolium perenne
Lineage: Eukaryota; Viridiplantae; Streptophyta; Magnoliopsida; Poales; Poaceae
Source: RefSeq, a predicted model, not a curated record